Molecule: messenger RNA, 441 nt
Organism: Dioszegia hungarica
Lineage: Eukaryota; Fungi; Basidiomycota; Tremellomycetes; Tremellales; Bulleribasidiaceae
Exons: 4
Coding region: 1-441 (146 amino acids)
Source: RefSeq, a predicted model, not a curated record
AUGCUCAUCUUCAUCUUCCCUAUGAUCCCUCUCUUAUCUGCAAUUACUGUGGCAGCACAAGCGGUGGCGCCUUCGGUCGUUAUGGGAGUCACUCCAAUACAGCUUCAAAGCUCCAUCACGACCACACCUUCCAUCGGUCCUUCCAGCUCUGCUGCGCACGACGUAUUGGCUGUCACGGUCACGCGCUUCCGGGGCGGCAAUCGACCGGACUCCUCCUCUUCCUAUAGUAACGCGUCGAGUACCAGCAACUCGAGCAGUAUCAGCAGUACCGGCUCGUCAGCUUCAGUUACGCUUACGAGCCAGCCGGUAUCGGCAUCUUCAAGUGUAGCUGCUAUAUCGCCGUCCACUUCUUCUUCAGCAGAUGUCGCGAUAGGACAUGUCAGCCCCGGGAGGACCGGGCCAGGCGUCUUGGCUGCGGUGCUUUUCUUCGUCUUCGCCUGA